Messenger RNA from Miscanthus lutarioriparius, 498 nucleotides. The record is from the annotation of a GenBank genome assembly. Lineage: Eukaryota; Viridiplantae; Streptophyta; Magnoliopsida; Poales; Poaceae.
AUGGCGAAAGUGACUGGUGCCGUUAUUGUCUGCGCUGUGGUUCUAGCCCUGGAUAUGGCUGCCGGAAUACUAGCAAUUCUGGCUCAGGAUGCGCGAAACAAGGUCAAAUGCGAUGUACAAGGGUACCGGUUGGGCAUGGCCGCGUCGCUGCUCUUUAUAGCUGCCCAUUUAUCAGCCAACAUAUCUGGCUGCCGCGACUGCAACUGCAACUGCAGCUGCGCCUGCUGCUGCUACAGCUACAGCUGCCGGCCACAACUGAAGGACAUCCGGGCAUCCAUGAGUAAAAGGAUGAAUUUGACGAUUACAUGGGUCUCAUUGGCCGUGUUCCUCGUCGGAGGCGUGCUGCUCGUCGCCGGGACCAGGUGGUGCGGGUUCGUGCACGGCCAUGCCGUGGGCAUCGGAGCCAUCCUGUGCUUUGUUCAUAGCGGGAUCAUCAUUGGAUUUUACAUGCCCGCCAUCAUCGCCGGCUGUUGUCAGGCCCCUCAAGAACAUCCUUAG